AUGGAGCGGGAGGAGCUGAUCCGCCUCCGUUGCGAAGAAGUCCGGCAGCGGGAGGAGGAGAGGCGGCAGAACAAACUCAUGGAGAAAGAGGAGAAGAAACGCAGCAAGGAGGAGCAGCGUUGGGAGAAGCGGAUGCGUCAAGUGGAGAGGAAGCGUCGGAAGGAACGGAUCAAGGAGCUGGAGCGGGAGCUGAAACGUUUGCGAAUCCGGAUGGACAACGACAUUCAACGCCGCCGGGCGGCAGCACGACAGUUGGUCCAAGUUGGGGCCGACGCUCCGGCGGGUAUGGUGGCCGUGCCUCAGCUUGCUCAUGAAUCCUUGAUAGACGACGCGCACUUGGAAGAGACGGAGAAAGCGUUGCCCCUGCCCCCAUCGUCUACACCCUCCUCGAAUUCGCGCUUUUCGUCCGCCAACAACCUCCUUUCCUCUCGGACCAUGGCGGACGUCCUCCAAGUCUGGGAUGUGGGCUACACGCUCGCGGGGAAGAUGGGGAUGUCAGAGUGGCCCUCCCUCUCCCUCUUCUUGAAAGCCUUGGAUGCCGCAGAAGCCUGCAAAGACCGUCAUCCCACGCCCCGGGAAGAACGACGGAUGCGCGUCCUUUCCGAAGUGGCACAACGCCUCACCGGCGUUCUCCUCCCCGACAUCGUGCAGACCUUGAUGUAUUCCUCUCCUAGCCAGGGAGGAAGCGGGGCAGGGAGCGGGGCAGGCAUCGACCCAGAUCCGACGCUGCCGUUGAACGAAAUGACAUGGCCGGAGUUGGCCCGGUGGGCCUUUAUGGCGCAAGCCUACCGUGUCAUGCAGUUACCGGUGGAUUUGGCAUAUGCAUUGCGUGGUCGCGGUGUAGAUUUCCAAAUGGAUGCCUGGGAUAAGAAAGCGUUGACCAUGGGACGUUUGCGGGAGGCCUCCAGGAUCCUAGCCCCGUUUCGGGAGGAAGGAGAGAAUCAAAACAAGAAAGGGUGGCUGGAGGCGAUCAAGCAAGCGGUGGAGAAGGCCAUGACCGCGUUGGAUAUGUACCAAAGUAAUUUGGGCGAGGGCGGUAUCUGGAAAGAGUUGGAGACCGACCCCAUCGCUGGUUCCAUGCAGCGGGGAGGAGAGCAACGGCCGCCGCAAGCACCGCAGCAGGAGGAGGAAGAAGAGGAGGAGGCGGAAAAGGACAUGCAGGAGCACUGGCAGUCACCCUCCAGCGUGGAGGGAGCGGGAGGAAAGAUAAGAGUAGGAGACAGUAGAUCAGGCGUGGGUGGCGGAGCAGGAGAAGGGGAAAUCAAGCAGGAUGGAGAAGAAUUGCAGAAGGUAUCUGGCACCCCUGCAAUUCCCUCUUCUUUGAACAGGGCUAUGACUAGCGAAUCGAUCGCGUCUAUGAGUGCCCCCUCCGUGACAUCGACCACAGGCGACGGACUCCCGCAACUUGCGUCGUCCACCGUGCCGUCCCUCCCUGCCUCGCCCUCCCUGGGAGGGCUCGGGGCAGAAAGGGAAGAAUGUGAGACCGUGGAAGGAAAAGAGGAAGAGGAUGGUAUGGGGAUAUUGACGAAAGGUGGAGAGGAAGAGGAAGAGGAAGACGAAGAAGACGAGGAGGAGGAGGAAGAGGAGGAGGACGAGGAGGACAUCGAUGCCUACAGGGACAUAACGCCCGAGGAUUUUGAGGCCAAAGCCGAGAUCAUCCGACGAUGCUACGCUAUCCUACAAGCUCUGAUGCAGGCUAAAGGAGGAAGCUUGUUUAAGUAUCAACCGCACGUGGAGGGUUACGGGGAGGUGGUAGCGCGUCCGUUGGGUCUGAUGGAUGUGACACGGAACUUGCGAAAUGGGCAAUACGAUGACUCGGUGGGGCGAUUCGCCGCGGACGUUCGGCGGGUAUUCAUCAAUUGUGCCCUCUUCAAUCCCGAAAACGACGUGAUUCUGCACGAUGCGGAUCGGUUGGUGGCUCGUUUUGACCGGCUUCUUUUGCAGUGGGUCCUGGACGUGGAUGCCCCCCCCCUGGAGGAACUGGGGUUGGACACCACUUGCAAGGUUUGUCGAGACCCGUACCCGCAGUCUGUGGAAGUUACGUUGGUGGGCGGGAUCAAGGAAUGGCGGCAGGUGUCCCCUCAGCAGUGCAACCGGUGCGACGCGUCCUUCCAUCCGGACUGCGUGAAAAUGCCUGUCUUGCAUCCCAACCGCAACGUGUCCGAACAAGGGAAGGAGAAAGAAUAUUGGUUCUGCGAGGAUUGCAUUCGGGAGCGGAUGCCCAAAGACGUGGACCCUUUCCUACGUCUUCGAGUCGUGAAGCAUUUUCCAGGCGUGGGAGCGUUUGCCGGGCGGGUUGCCUCUGUCCGUUACACGCGCGAGAAGGCUGUGGUCUUCCCCAACAGAACCCAGAACUCGCGCAGUUGCUUCUGCAACGCCCGGCAGCCAUCGAUGCCAAGUGUGAGUAUGAAGCGCUGGGUCACUGUCGCUGGGGGCUUGGGUACCUUCUAG
Molecule: messenger RNA, 2451 nt
Organism: Nannochloropsis gaditana CCMP526
Product: dna binding protein
Exons: 4
Coding region: 1-2451 (816 amino acids)
Molecular function (GO): protein binding
Source: RefSeq, a predicted model, not a curated record